Molecule: messenger RNA, 3986 nt
Organism: Puntigrus tetrazona (Sumatra barb)
Lineage: Eukaryota; Metazoa; Chordata; Actinopteri; Cypriniformes; Cyprinidae
Gene: hhat
Product: hedgehog acyltransferase
Exons: 13
Coding region: 243-1769 (508 amino acids)
Biological process (GO): protein palmitoylation
Cellular component (GO): endoplasmic reticulum
Molecular function (GO): palmitoyltransferase activity
Source: RefSeq, a predicted model, not a curated record
UGCCAAUAAGCUGCAUUGCACCAUAGACUUUAGUUCCCUACACACACCUUUAGAAAGUCUCUUUUCUUUUUGGGACACUGGGCAGAAGGUUGUGCCCUGUGGCAUAGUUGGACUGAGAGAAACUGAUGAUGUGUAUCUAUUGACUUUCCCCUUUCACCGGGUUAUACACUGCAUUGUACUCAUACAUUGUUCACGAAAGCCAAAACAACGGCCUUCCACCGUAACAAGAAGGUCCAGCUUCCAUGACUCCACAAUGGGAGCUGGUAUCUCUACCUCGAUGGGAGAUGACCGCAUACUGGAUGCUCUCCUUCUCCUCUCAUCUCUAUUCUUUCUACCAGUUGCACAGAUUUUCUAAAGAGCAUGAGGUCAGCCUGGACAGAGAGGUGCAGCUGGAGAGAGGAUUCCUUAUAUGGGGAUUCAAGAAGGACCCUACUGAUUUUGAGUGGAGUUUCUGGAAUGAGUGGGCAUGGCAGUCUCUUUUGUGGUCUUUGAUUGGCCACGCAUUGCUGUCCAGAUUGGCAGAUAAUUUUUUGCCUCAGUUUCGACUGGCAGUCUUGACAGUCUAUGGCUUCCUCUCAGCUGGUUGGCUUCUCGGAGUGCAGGGUUUGACUCUCUUGAUGCUGCAUCUGAGCAUCUCAUUGGUGGUUGCUCAGCUACGUAGCCCCAUCCUUUCAUGGUUUUGCUCCCUCCUGCUGCUCUCCACGCUCAAUGUCACUGCCCUCCAGGAUUUACAGCGUGGUUGGUACACUUCUGAAGACCAGUACUACCUCUUGCUCUUUAGUACUGCUGUAUGUAUCUUGCGCUGCAUUAGUUUUAGUCUGGAGCUGUGCUGGCACCCCCUGCAGGCCGGAGGAGCAAAUCAUUGUUCCCAUCUAGAGGAAAAAGGACUGAAGACUCUGAUUUUUCAGUUCUACAAGCUCGCUGCCUACUGUUUCUAUCACCCCCUGUUUUACAACGGACCCAUUGUAACCUACAGAGACUUUAGUGAACAGAUAGAAAAGCCGGUAUGUAAAGUCUCUGCGGCGUAUGUGUUGAGUGGAGUACUGCGUGUGUGCGUCUGGUGGUGUUUAGCCGAAUUCAUGAUCCACUUCAUGUACAUGCACUCCAUCCAGAGCAACGAAACCUACCUGGAGAUGCUGCCGGCCUGGGCUCUGGGUGGUUUGGCCCUUGCGUUGGUCCAGUUUUUUUACAUAAAGUAUCUGGUCUUGUUUGGAGCGGUGUCUCUGCUCGUCAGACUGGAUGGAUUGGAGCCACCAAAGUUACCACGAUGUGUCAGCACCAUGUACAGCUUCACUGGGAUGUGGAGACACUUUGACGUGGGGCUUUACAAAUGGCUCAUCAGGUACAUAUAUGUGCCGUUGGGCGGCUCUCAUCACGGUGUAUUCCGGAAGCUCUUCUCUACAGCACUGGCCUUUGGGUUUGUGUGUUUCUGGCAUGGUUGCCAUGACUACCUGCAGUACUGGGCCGUACUGAACUGGGUUGGAGUGUUGGUGGAGAACGUUCUCGCACUCGUCCUCUCCUCUCGUCCUCUUCGUCAUAUCAUUGUACGCUGUCUUUCACCACGGAUGCAAAGGCGUGGUCUAGCGCUUAUCUCCGCCCUCUCCACUGCUUUUCUGAUUCUGUCCAAUCUGUUUUUUCUGGGCGGGAUCCAUGUGGGCCGAAUCUUCUGGAAGAGGGUAUUUGUUGAAGGCUGGUCUUCUGUGGCCGUUCCAAUGGUUGCUUUUCUCUAUUGCUUUGCUCAAGUCGGUAUUGAGUGGGACAUGAGAUGACAAACCUCCUCAGAGCAGAAUCACGGGAAGGCAAAUUUUCUCACAAAAAAAAAAAAAACACUGGUAUUUACAGUUUGGACCAAUCACGGUAUAGACAACCAACAUUCCUGUCGGCUCCUACAACGUGACGCGUUUGUAUAGUACUAAUGCUGUAUGUGUGUGUUUGUGUGGAAAUGAAAUGUUGUGAGUGCUCCAGGUGUGUGUUUGAUGGUUAAUCCUGUUUCUGCUUUAUUUAUGAGUUUGUCUGAACACUGAUGGUGACACAUGUCUCUGAUCAGCGGCCAGGAUACAGCCUGACCACUGCUCUCUCUCUCUCUCUCUCUCUCUCUCUCUCUCUCUCUCCCCCUCGUCCCUCCAUCUGUGUAGAUUUCCAUCCGCUCGUUCAUUUUGUCCCUCUGAUCUUUCUUGUCCUGAUCUCUCUGUCUCGUCUCAUGUUUUUAUCCAUCACUCUCUCAUUCUCCUUGCGUAUACCUGCUUCUGUCUUCCUACUAACAGCUCAAGCUGCUCUGUGUGGUUAAUUAGAUCAGUGAUCUGCUAGCCUGGAGUUUCUCCUUUAUUAGAGGGAGGUACGACACGUGUGUGUUUCAGUGUUAAGGGGGAUUACACUUUAAAAAGCUUUAUCUCUGCAGCGUACCUUUAUCAGCAUCAGAUUAAUCAUUCAUAAUCCCUUCACAAAAAUCUCUCUCUCUCUCUCUCUCUCUCUCUUUGUACGUUUGCAUUGCCGAAUGAAUAAAAACAGCCAUGUUUACAUUGCAGCAGAGAAGCAAUGGGAAUUUUUUAAAUGCACAAAAAGAGGAAAAUACGAAAUACUACAUGAAAUAUAUCUGAUAUUCGAAAUAAUUAAAGGUACACCGUUUUUUAUGUUGGUUUGCUAUGAUUGCAGUUUCUAUCUCCAUCUCUUCUCUGUGAUAUGAUGUUAUUUUAGUAGACGGUAUGGCAGAGGUCAUCCGUGACCUGCCCUUUCUGUGAGUCAUACUGAAAUUACUUACUGACCUAGUAUGUUACACAGGUCAUUGUGUGUGUGUGUGUGUGUGUGUGUGUGUCUCAAAGAGUCACUGUUGUUAAUGGAUGUUAAUUAGUAUGUUACACAGUAUUCAAAGUGUGCAUAAUUGCAGUUCAAAAUGUAAGAAUCUCAAUCUUUCUUUCUGCUUAAAAUGAGCACGAAUGGUCAGUUACACCAUGUAAGUAAGUAUAUUGUGAAUCAUUUAUAUUUUGGUUAUUGGGAGUUGGAUUGGAUGAUGUAAUGUGGGCACCACUUACCAUAAUGAAUCUAGAAAUGAAAGCAAGUUUGCUAAAGCAAUGUGUAAAUAUCUGUUGGUCAUUAUCAGAUAGUUAUUAUAGACAAUUUUACACUUAUGAAUCAUUUUGGGCCAAUUUUGAUUUCAUGCUGACUUCAAAGCUAAUGUGCUUAUGUAAGUGUCUUUAAUGUGCUCAAACAAAGGGAGAUGCAUAAAUUGACAGCAAUCAAGUAAAGAGACGACAAGCGAAAAUACGUAUAGAAAAUAUUUUAUUAUCAUAAAUAAUAUUUUACAGCAAUUUUACAAAUUUUGUCUUUGUGCUUUACAGUAGUAAUUUCCAUGUGGAGAAAUGAUUUCAGUGAGGAUGUUUCAGUCAGUGGAUAAUGACCAUGCUGUCUGCUGAAUACAUCUGAAGUUUAAUUAGGGCUGUUUUUAAAAAACACCCCUUCGAAGGACCUCCGUGAGCAGACAGACGUGUUUGUUCUUCCAAACCCUGACACAGCUCCGUUUGAACUUCACCAUUAGUGUUAAAGACUGCAAAAAUACUCAUUGUUCCCAAAAAAACUAUAACACAAUUUCUCUUCAAAUGCAUAUGUGCACCAACACACAAACCGAUAUGCUGUGUGUGUGUGUGUGUGUGUGUGUGUGCGUGUGUGUGCAAUAGCAUGUUUGGGUGAAUUUCACAAAGUCUGCCGUGAACGUGUUCAUUAUAUAUUCCACCCCAAAUUCAAAAGGAAAAAAAAAGAGUGCUUUAAGAUUUUAUAUUCAUGUUUUUAUAUUUUUACCUUAAAUGUAUCAUGUUCAAUUUUCUAAUAAUAGUAACAAUAUAUUAAAUUAAAUGUAAGAUUUUAUAUUUAAUUAGAUUCAUUUUAUUUUAAUAUCAUGACAGCUAUGACUUUUUUUUUUCUUUUAAUUUGGGUAUUAAAUGAGAUAUUUCCUCUUUUGGCUUUUGUGAAAUAAAUAUGACCAUAGAAAAGUU